Messenger RNA from Culex pipiens pallens (northern house mosquito), 2940 nucleotides. RefSeq names its product R3H and coiled-coil domain-containing protein 1. Lineage: Eukaryota; Metazoa; Arthropoda; Insecta; Diptera; Culicidae. The transcript is spliced from 8 exons. The record is from RefSeq and is a predicted model, not a curated record. The annotation marks the transcript as partial. Gene Ontology annotation, molecular function: nucleic acid binding.
GGUCAAUCGACCGGAGCGAAUCGUCCCAACGACGGCGGGCGGCGUGGAGAAUCGGUCCGGAACCACCGGAACCCCGCCGGAGCCAAGCUGGAUAACUCAAUCGUGAACCGGUUCCUGAGCGCGGCCGAUGACGAGUUCGUCUGGGCGGUAGACCAGGACAUACGGGCGUUCCUCGAGAAGGCGAACCAAAAAAGCGUCCUCAUCUUUCCGCCGGUCAACAACUACCGCCGCUUUCUGAUCCACAAGGUUUCGGAGAGCCUCGUCGGCGAGCUUGGCCACCGGCAUGAGCUGGUGACGUUCUCGAUCGGAACCGGGAGCGAGCGGCGUACCGUGGUCUGCCACCGUCACCAGCUGCUGCGAGACGUCAAGGCGACGUCCAGUAAGAGUUUCGAGGAUUCGACCGACGGUGCUUCUUCCCAGCCUCAACCCCAACCCCAACUCAGCUGGCGCAGCUCGAUCGCUGGUCCAUCGAGCGGAGGGACGUCCGCGACAACAGUCACAACGACCUCUGCCAGUGCUGCCAGCCACACCAACUGUAGUGCUGCUGUAGCCUCAAACAACAACAACAACGGUGCUAGUGGUGGUGCUAGUGCUUCUUCUAGUGGCUCAAAGAGCAAGAAACGCACGAAACGUGAUCCCACAGGGUUAGUGGCCAGUGGUGGCACCAGUGUUGCCAGUGAUAACAGCAAAAUGGGUGUUGAAACUCAACACCAGCACGAGCACUUCUUUUCGGCGAGCAGUGACUGCGGUUCGUUUAGAGCCUCAUCCGCCUCGGCCCUGCUCGCCUCAUCUCCGCCAACUUCCGGCUGCAAGCUCCCCUCGCCCGGCAUCUACCGACCGCCGGCCGCCCGAAAGGCUCUCAAAUUUGUUUCCGCCGACAGCUGCCAGCUAUCUCCUGCGGCAGCCGGUGAGGGUCAUCCGUUUCUACCCCCGUCACCAGCACCUCCUGCCGCCCAGAAUGUGACCACCCCUCCGGCCGAGGGAAGCAGUGCAUUUAAGGUCCAACCCGACAGCAACAACAACAACACCAACGAGGACGGCGAUCUUGGCGCUGAAGCUCAACAUCAGGCCAAACCCGCCCGUGCCCACCGCGAACGACGACCGGACCGUGCCGUGUACAUUCCGCGAGCUCGUCGCAGCCAAACGACACCUCCGGUGACCAGCGCGCCCACGACCACCACUUCGUCUACGACAGUUCCUCCAGUUGCUGCGGUUGUGCCCACCUCUGAUCCUCCGGAACCGUCGGUACCCGUUCCACUGGUUAGCAGUUGUCCCCUCAGGGCCAGCAAAAAGGAACGCUCUUCGCGACGAUCCAAGCCAAAGGACAAGUCAACGACGGUUUCAACGGCGACUGCCUCUGUGAUAACUCCGUCGGAAGAUUCCGCAACGAAACCAGCCAAAAGCGAAGCCCUUGCCAGCUUCAAAAACCGCAGUCACAGCGUUGAAGAGCCGUGCCCAGCGAUCACCGCCACGAACAAGGAGAUCGUCAAGCUUAAAAAGCAGAAAUCCGAAGAAGUCCCACGCGAGAACAACGACCUCAACGCGGAACUCGUGACGAAGGAACGCCGUAGUAACGGCAGCAUUUUAACCGAACUCAACGGAAGCUCGAAAGACACCAUGAACAAGCCAAGCCGGCAGCGGGCCAGCUCCAAGCAGCAAAUCAUCACGAAUGGCGGUCCGGCGACGGAAAAGAUCGACAAGGACGAAAGGGAACUGCGCAAGGCGUCGCAGGAGAUCAACCGAAGUAACAGGCGCAUCAUCAAGCAGACGUUCGCGUCCAAUGUGCUGGAAAUUGCCGAACAGCAGCAGGAUGUCAGCAGCGGUGGUGGGAAGGAGAAUGGACAUGUGGCGCCGGCGACGGAUUCCCGAGAGGUGAAUCCCGAGGAGGAUGACUGGGAGACGAUGUACGACGACAACGGGGACUGUUUGAACCCGAAGCUGAUGGAGGAGCUGACGUCGGCGGUUGGGAAGGUUUCGAUCGAGGUGCCACAGUCGGAUUAUAAGGUCUACCAAUCGAAACAGGCCGUCCUCAACGAGGAGGAGUUCCCGCACGUGCUGGAAGUGUCCAACUUCCCAGUGGAAUUCAAAACCCAAGAUCUCAUGAUGCUCUUUUCGCAGUACAAAGAGUCGGGCUUCGACAUCAAGUGGGUGGACGACACGCAUGCCCUGGCCGUGUUUAGCAGUUCCAAAAUUGCGGCCGAAGUGCUCGCCAACGGACACACCUUCGUCAAGCUGAAACCGCUGGCCGAGGCGACCGUCGAGUCGCGCACCAAGGCCCGCAAGUGUUCCUCCUCGCUGCAGCCGUACCGACCGCGGCCGGAAACGUGUGCGGCCCUGGCGCGACGGCUCGUCACGACGGCGCUGGGCGUCCGGCUAAAGACGGCCCCCGAGGAGCGCGAAAACGAACGGCGCGUCCUGCGGGAAGCCAAGGAACGAAAACUUCUUGCGGCCAAACAGCGGGAGGAAAUCUGGGAGAGCUAAAGAACUGCUGCACCUUCUGGGCCAACAUUCUCUGUGUUCGCGCUGCCAUAAUCUUUUCUUCUUACCAUUUAUUGUACAUUUUAAAAGCGAAAUCGAAUCCGCCUGUCGUUGUGAUUGUUGGGCGCGCGAGUUGCUGUUUUGUAUGAAUGUAGCUCGUUUUUUCUGUUAGUUUCUAGAAGCAAAGAUCGCGAAACGAACGAAAGAAUUCAGGAAGAUUUGGAUUGAGAGCAGAAACAACGAGUAAGCUAUAUAUUUAAGGAACCGAUGAGAAUGAGCCUAGCUGUAAUAAAAAAAAAAAGAGCGAGAGAGAGAGAAAGGUAUGGAAAGAAUGCUUAUUUACAGAAUUUUAUCGUAAGAGCGAUUCGAUUGGCGUGAAGCAUAGAAUUUUAUUUGUAACGAUAUUUAAGAACAAUAAACCAGAACAUUUAGUGGAAAAUAAUGGGUUCCACACAGUUGAAA